AUAACACUAUUAUAAAUACGUAUAGUCCUAUACGUCAUUUAAUUCCGAUAAAUUCAAUAAAAUGUGAAGCUAUUCUAAAAGGUCUUAAACUUAAUUAAAAACAAAAAAUAAUUAGGACAGUUAUGUCUAUAACAAUAAAAAAUAUUUUAUAGUUACGUUUAAUAGUAAAUAACGAUUAAUUUGAUAAAUUUCAUAGCCUUAUUAUGUUUCGCUCGGGAAAAGAUGUUGUUAGAGUUGAAGGCAAUACACACAAUAAUAUUUGUGGCGAUGAAUUGUACGGCUGCAAAUAUUGUUCAGAAGGCGGCUGGAGCAGUGAAACCGAAGUCGAAAUACACAAAUCAUUGUUACACAUGAAGGAUUUAAAACACAAGCUCAAUAAAAGAAAAACUGUGUGUAGCAUAUGCAUAGAGGAGUUCGAAAACAACAAAGAUCUAGUCAACCAUAUAAAAACUGAUCAUUUGUACAGUUCGAAGAACGCUUACCGAGUUGAACGUGAAAUAUUUGUCUGCGAUUACUGCUGCGAUAUAUUCUUUAAUAAAUCCCACCUCAUUGUGCACAUAGCACGGAAACAUAUAAAAAAUCAGAAUACACAGAAAGUAGAAUGUCCACGAUGUAGUGUGAAAUUAAGACUCAAACAAAUGUGGAUACACUUCCACAAGCACAUGGCUCAGAGUAUUUCUACUUGUCGAUUAUGUUUUACAAAGUGUAAGAACAGACGGGAAUUGAAACGUCACCUUAGUACCCGCGGGCACUGCUUCAAAUGCGAUAUGUGCGGUUACAACUCAAAAAAAUCCGAACUAUUCAAUCAGCACAUCGCGGAUAAUCACAAGCGAAAAAAUCCAAACGCUGCAACAACGGAAGACUAUAAAAAGUAUUUCAUACCGAGAAACGAUGUCAUCGCCGGCAAGGGUCAGAUUGUGACGAUAUUCCGUGGUGUGUCUGUCGGUAACCGGGUUAAAAUAUGUAUACUCUGUAGGGAGAUUUGUGUCCGUCAGCGGCAUAUGAUGAAUCACAUAAUGUACGAUCAUUUUACGCAGGACGUACCGUUGAAAAAUGAAUAUAAAUGUUCGUGCGGUCUUGCUUACAGUAAUAAAGUUCUGUUGACGCAUCAUAUUUUUAAAGAGAAAGGUGAUCACAGGGUUUUGAAAGAAAAUGAGCCGUUGACUUGGGAAAGAUUUGUCUCCGUGGAGUACUAAGUUUGGUCAUCAAUAUUGUAUGUUAUAAUUAUUUGCUCACAAGCUACUAAAAAGUGACUCCAGUUACAUCGAUAAGUAAUACAAUGUGGGUAGUGA
Messenger RNA from Melitaea cinxia (Glanville fritillary), 1292 nucleotides. Its product is annotated as zinc finger autosomal protein-like. Bases 204 to 1196 code for a protein of 330 amino acids. The transcript is spliced from 2 exons. NCBI's taxonomy places the organism in Eukaryota, Metazoa, Arthropoda, Insecta, Lepidoptera, Nymphalidae. Gene Ontology annotation, biological process: regulation of transcription by RNA polymerase II. Gene Ontology annotation, molecular function: chromatin insulator sequence binding. Gene Ontology annotation, cellular component: chromosome. The record is from RefSeq and is a predicted model, not a curated record.